Messenger RNA from Meloidogyne enterolobii, 1542 nucleotides. The record is from the annotation of a GenBank genome assembly. Lineage: Eukaryota; Metazoa; Nematoda; Chromadorea; Rhabditida; Meloidogynidae.
AUGUCUUCAAGUGGCGAGGACUUUGUCGAUUUGGAUCAAGAAUUGUCUUCAUGCGAAUCAACUUCUUCAGAAUCUUCAUUCAAAACAAAACAAAUUAAAAAUAAAUUAAAGAGGGAAUUAAAUAUUAAUUUGAAGGAAUUGGAUGGGAAUGAUGAAGAAGAUUUAUCUGAAAAUUUGUACAAAGUUAUUGGACAAGUUGAUGAACAACCUGUGUUGGAGAAGAAAGCAAACAAAUUUACUGAACCUUGGAUAGCAAAUGCUCACAAAUUUUGUGCAAAAAUGCUUGAUAAUUCUGUCAAUUUAUUACCUUUGGAUGAUCUUCUUAAAUUUGGUUUAAAACAAGAAUUUGUCAAUAAAUUAAAUACAUAUACAAAUGUAUGUUUUCCUGUCCAGUCAACAGUUCUUCCAAUUUUAUUAAACAAUAAAAAUGGAUUUUUGCCGGCUAGAGAUGUUGUUAUUUGUUCUCCAACUGGUAGUGGUAAAACACUUUGUUAUGUUCUACCAAUAUUAAAUAAUAUUUGUUUUGUUGAGGAUGCUUCAGCAGUUUAUGCUUUAAUUAUUGCUCCGUCAGCUUCUUUGGCUGAACAAAUAUUUAAGGAAUUUGAAAAGUUUAACGUAUUCAAUGCAAAAAUAGUUGCUUUGUAUGGAAAUACAACUUAUUUUCAUGAAAGAUCUGUGCUAUUUCCUAAUAAUUCUUGUAUAAGUCAAGCACAUUUAAUUAUUGCAACUCCUGGAAGGCUAUUGGACCAUUUAAUGGAUAAUGAUGGAAAUUUUAUCAAUUUGUCUAUGCUUCGAUUUUUGGUUAUUGAUGAGGCUGAUAAAAUGCAAGAUACAGCUAGAAUUGAAUGGCUUGAUGUUAUUGAAAGACUUUCUUGUGGUUUGAAAAUUUUUUCUGAAUUUUUGAACUUUUUUUUUCUAGCCUCAAUAGCUUCAACAAACAAUUUAUCAAUUUCUUCAUUGACCAAUAAUUUUAAACAAAAUUGUCAUCUUCAAAAAAUUUUGGUUUCUGCAACACUUUUAUUAGAUGUCAACAAAUUAUAUAUUUGGAAUCUUCGUUGCCCUCAACUUUUUUUGGCUACAGAUAAGGAAGUGGAGGAGGAAAUUAAUCAAGAACAACAAAAUGGAGAAAGUGAUCAAAUGAGUAUUUUAUUGCCGGAGUGUUUAAAUCAUAAAAUUAUUCGUAUAUUAAUUGCUUGUGAUCAGUUUUCUCGUGGUGUUGAUGUUCAAGAUGUUGAUUGUGUAAUAAAUUAUGAUGUACCUAUAAAUGAACGUAUUUUUAUUCAUCGUGCGGGAAGAACUGCUCGAGCUAUGAAGGGAGGAUUGUUACUUUCUUUGUUUACUAAAGAUGAGAAAAUGAGACUCAAGAAGCAAUUAUCUGGCCAUAAUUUGUGGAAAAAUGUUGAAGAAUUAAAUAAUUUCAAAGUAGAAGACGAAGAAGCAAUUAAACAAUACAAAAAAGCUUUAGCACAAUUGGAAAGUGAAUGUUUACCAAAAACUAUUAAAAGGAUAAGGAAAAGAAGAAUAUUGGAAAAGAAUCAAUAA